AUGAGCGACGGAAGCAAUGAUGAUCCGGACCCUAUCAUCCCACUUCACACCACUCCAAAAGCCACUCCAAGAUUACCUGCGCCUGUGUCACCAGAAGCCGCUCACUUUCUGAAUGAUCUGAGGAAUUAUGUUCCUAUAGGGUCACUGGUUCUGAAUGGAGCCUCUGGCGCAGAACCAGCUUGGGAGGAAGUUCAAGUCAAUCACCUCGCCACUCUGACCGACUCAGGCCUCUCCGACCAGAACGCGCUUGAUGUUGAGAAGCUUCUUGCUCGCCGGCGCAUCCGAGCCUUUGCGAGCAUCCCUUGGAAAUCUGUACUACGAAUUUAUGUAUUGCCCAGUGAUGUCGGCCAUCGCUUCCUCCAGCAAGACCGUGGACUGGACACCCAUUUGUUUUCGCUGAUUCGAAAUCUCGAUGUUUCUCCGAGCGCAUGGAAUGGCCAACCAGCCGUACAAAAGUCCUUCGAGAUGUACGCAACUGGAGAAGAAGGAUCGCUGUAUUAUCUGUUCAACAACAUUCCGUCUCCGAAUCCAACACCGGAGGCAAUCACAAGUCACUUCCAUCGCGAGAGUAUGCUUGAUCUUCUGGACCCUGAGUAUCAAUUGCCUGGCCUCAAGACAGUUCUAUAUCCCUACCAACGACGAUCUGCGGCUCAAAUGCUGCAAAGAGAAUGCGAAGACAAACUCGAACUCGACCCUCGCCUUGAGAAGCGUAUCGCCCUCGAUGGUUCAACUUAUUAUUACGAGCCUUGGGAUGUCUCAUUCUUGCGAAGUCCUCGCUUCUAUGAGUCCUGUAAAGGGGGCAUACUCGCAGAGACCAUGGGGCUAGGCAAGACUUUGAUCUGUCUCACACUGAUUCUUGCGACUCGUGGCUAUCUUCCUCGUACGCCAGCUCAGUAUGACCGAGUAAUUGUUCGACCAAAAGUUGUGAGUCUUCUGGAUAUGGCUAUCUCAGCCGUCAACCGACAUUCUGCUCCAUGGCCGUCUUUCUUCGAGAGGCAUGAAGAGCUCACUGGCGAACACAUGGGACACUGUAUCGAUUUGAUGCGACAGAACGCACCCUCUUACGAGAUCCCCAUCGAGCCUAUUCGCUGGAACCGUAAGACUACUGUACCAGCCCCAAAGAAGGUAACACUAGCGGCAACAACCCUUGUUGUCGUUCCAAGGAAUUUGCUAUCUCAAUGGAAGUCGGAGCUGGAGAAGCACACAUCAGGAGUUCUCAAAACUCUAGUCAUGGACGAUACUCGUGUCAAUCUUCCUCCGCCAGAGAUACUGGCAUCCUUCGACCUCGUCCUGUUCAGUCGACCUCGAUUUGAAUAUGAGGACAGGGACGGAGCAGAUCAAAACGGUCGACGUAUGUCAAGAUAUCCACCAUCAUGUACUUGCCCCUACAUCGGAGCUACACGAACCCGAGAUUGUGUCUGUAUACGACCUGACGAUAUCUAUGUAUCACCACUCAAAUCCCUUCACUUCCUGCGAAUCAUCAUCGAUGAAGGCCAUGGCAUGGCUACAGAGAAUACGAGAAUCGCGACUGUAGCGAGUAAACUUGUCGAAGCAUCUCAUCGAUGGAUCGUCAGCGGUACACCAGCAAAAGAUCUCAUUGGUGUAGAAUUGGAUCUGGUUGGACCUGUUUCACAUUCUGAAUCUCUUCGACGCGAGACUCUGCUUAGACAGAGAAAAGCAUACAGCGUGAAGGACGAGAAAGAUGGAGCAGUCCGCAGCAUUGGCUCAAUGGCGUCAAAUUUCCUUCGCAUCAGACCGUGGUGUUCUGCCGAAGAUGAGAGAGGAUCCGACUGGGCAAACUACUUCUUCCGACACGAGAUGUUACGGCCGCGUAGUCGAACCUUCUCUGGCUUUUCAAGAUGUCUACGACAAACGCUUGAAUCGAUUGUUAUUCGAACACAGUCUGGAGAUGUCGAGCGCGAUAUCGAGCUCCCUCCUUUAACGCACGAGAUCGUCCGGCUAGAGCCGUCCUUCUACGACAAGCUAACAGUCAAUGCGUUCGUGUUCGUGCUAACUGCCAAUGCUGUCACCAGUGAAAGGACGGAUGUUGACUACAUCUUUCAUAAAAACAGCGUCAAAGAGCGGACUCAACUAUUAAACAAUUUGCGCGCCAGUGCCUUCUAUUGGACUGGUUUCAGUGCCUCCGAUAUGGAGGCUGCUAUAGAGCAAAGUGAAGGCUAUAUCAAGAAGCCGACCAAGUUAUGCUCGAAAGAAGAUGAGAGCUUACUCAGACGCUGUAUUGACCAAGCUAGAGUCAUGAUUAGUUCUGAGGGGUGGAAGAAGCUUACACAAAGUCAUGAGGUCGGUCUGUUUGUGGAAGACUGGCCUGCCGAAUCUGCAGCAUUCUGGUCCUUCGAUAGAGCAGACUCAUCCACUGCGCAAGUGCUGUGUGGCGCCACACAGCUGAUCCAAGCUCAAGAUCAUGUCAAUCGUCAAGCCGAACUUCUUGACCCAGCAGAGGGUCUUGCUGGCACCGGCAUCAAGGCUCUGUCCUUUCUCCAGGCGCAGUCCGACGAAAAAACACCUGUGCUUGUCAAGGCAGGUAUACCUUCGUCUUCGCUUGCGCUCAAUCAGACAGGAAGCAAGCGGACACCAGCCUCACCACAAACCAAGCCCGAAUCUCACAAACGCAAGAGUCCUGUUGGGCCCCCUGAAACACAGAGCCACCUCAGGGAUGCACAAUUGCCCGCCAAUUCAGCACUUAGUAAGACUAGCAUCGUCGGCACAACAAGUGCCAAACUUAGCUAUCUUCUCUCUCGUAUUGAAGAGUUUUACCGCGAUGAAAAGAUCCUCGUCUUCUACGACAAUGACAACACAGCCUACUAUAUUGCUCAAGCUCUUGAGGUCCUGCAUGUGGACUACCUGAUCUAUGCAAAAUCCCUCACGCCUGCCGUCAAGUCUGAUUACAUUGUUCGAUUCAAUCAGAGACCCGAGCAUCGCGUCUUGUUGAUGGACAUUGGCCAAGCUGCUUUUGGAUUGAACUUUCCCUCGGCUUCGAGAGUGUUCUUUAUCAAUCCAGUCAACAGACCUCAAGUGGAAGCACAAGCUCUCAAACGAGCCCAUCGUAUUGGUCAAACUCGAGAGGUCCAUGCGGAAACGCUGAUUCUCAAGGGAACAAUUGAAGAGAAAGUAUUUGAACGAGCGAGAACGAUGAGUCGAGCGGAACACAAGAACGCGAAAGAGCUGGAUGACGACGGUGGCAUUCGAGAGAUCAUACAAAGCGCGCAGCCCAUACCAGUGCAUGAAGCGACCGGUGCAGGUCGCAUUGCAUUCAUUGAAAGGCCACAACAGCUAUUUGCAAGACCAGGUUGGGCAGGCUGGAAGAUUGCUGCAAGAGAAAACUCCUCCAAGGCUCGCACCAAGACGAGUCAAAAGAGAAAGGCAGAAAACGCAAAUGGGAAGAGUCCUAGCAGAAAGCGUGCAAAAAAGCAGAAAUGA
Molecule: messenger RNA, 3438 nt
Organism: Aureobasidium melanogenum CBS 110374
Lineage: Eukaryota; Fungi; Ascomycota; Dothideomycetes; Dothideales; Saccotheciaceae
Exons: 4
Coding region: 1-3438 (1145 amino acids)
Molecular function (GO): ATP-dependent chromatin remodeler activity; ATP binding
Source: RefSeq, a predicted model, not a curated record